CGGUCUAGUGUUUUAGUGAAGGACGAGCUCACUGUUGUUUUGGUGUGAACGCUCAGACUCAAACAUGGCGAGGUUCUUGAGGCCUAACAUCAGGAGUUUUCUCACCUCUCAGCUAAGAAUGUCAUCCGACCAGGUAAGACAGCUGGGUGAACUAGGUAAAGGUGCAGGCAAGGGUGGAGGAGGUGGUGGAUCCAUCAGGGAGGCUGGCGGAGCCAUGGGGAAGAAGCAGGCUGCUGAGGAGGAGCUCUACUUCAAGCGAAAGGAGAAGGAGCAGCUUGCUGCAUUGAAGCAACACCAUGAGGAGGAAAUCGAUCACCACAAGAAAGAGAUUGAACGUCUCCAGCGCGAGAUUGAUCGCCACAAGGGAAAGAUCAGGAAGCUGAAGCAUGAUGACUGAGUUGAAACCUUACAAAAAGAAAAGAAGUUGAAUACUUCUAACGUCCCGCAUGCCUGUAAUCAAUCGUUCCCUCAGAUUGCUGCAUAGACUGCGUUACCACACAGGCCUUGAAUGUGUAGAAGAUACCGUAUUAAAAUUGUUCAUUAUUAAAAAAAUGGUUUUAUGGUGUUCUGUGAUGGAUGAACAUUUAUUUAGUUUGCUUUUUAUUUGCUGUCAAAUGACAGCAGUAACAUGCCCAAAUAUAGCUCAAAUAUAAUAUGGAAGAUGGUUUUUGUUUUGUAAUGUGUAACUAAAUAAAUACAUCGCACUGUAAAUACAAUUGCUAGUUCCAAAUUAUGUAACAUUUUGCAAAUGUGUUUUUAAUUUAAAAAACAUUAGUCAGAUGUUAUUUUACCUGUGAUCCCACCAACAAAUUUUAAAAAGGUCAGGACACAGAGUGAAAGACUGAAGGAGUGUAAUGCAAAAAAGAGAGGGAGAAAACACUUAAACCUCUAACAUUUAAUUAAGUUAACUGUAAUAGGUUGUUGAAAAUAUAAAUGUUUUUUUAAAGAGCAUCCCAGGGAGGCUGUAUUUC
This is a messenger RNA of Cololabis saira (Pacific saury), 971 nucleotides long. RefSeq names its product ATP synthase inhibitory factor subunit 1b (gene atp5if1b). The record is from RefSeq and is a predicted model, not a curated record. Gene Ontology annotation, biological process: negative regulation of ATP-dependent activity. Bases 65 to 397 code for a protein of 110 amino acids. The transcript has 3 exons. NCBI's taxonomy places the organism in Eukaryota, Metazoa, Chordata, Actinopteri, Beloniformes, Belonidae. Gene Ontology annotation, cellular component: mitochondrion. Gene Ontology annotation, molecular function: ATPase inhibitor activity.